GUUUCGAGUGCCUCUUUACUACUUGUACAUUGUCCGUCAAAUAUGCAUUCACUAUGAAAGUGUUUGUUGCAAUCUUGAUAGCAUUCGCACUGAUCCACGCCUGUCAAUCGGACAACAUCUUAGCUGUAUUUAUGAGGGACUAUUAUAAAGCGUGUGAUAUUCAUCAAAUUGUCAUUUUUGCUUGUUGGGAGAAUGCAGCUCAUCUAGCGCGGAAUAUCAUGGGACUCGAUACCGUCGUCGCUUACCAAUCUAUCACGAAUGGUGUUGAUUUGAGAAAUAUUCUGCUUGUGAAUUACUAUCGUGUUGGAGUCGUGUUGGACUUUGAUUGUCCUUUCGGUGAAAGUAUUCUUGAUGAGUUCUCGACUCAGCUCCACUUCAAUGAAUCUUACCACUGGUUGGUGCUGUCGAAAUUCACAACAAUACCUGUCAAUUAUCUAGGACGUUUGAGCUUGACAAUAGCUUCAGAACUAACAUUCGCAACUCGUGCUGAUGACGUGUUCAAACUUUACGAGAUUUACAAUCCAAGUUAUCGUCACGGUGGCGCAGUUCGGAUUAUCACUAAGGGUGAAUGGAUUCCUGGGACUGGUCUAAUACGUGUCCAGUAUUCAUUGAGUGAAUAUAAGUACAAACGCAGAGCUGAUCUCCAGGGAUUAUCCCUCAAUUUCUCUCUCACGUUGGCCAAUCGACCUCUACCGGACCUCUUGACUUACUUGUCGAGUCCAACAAAUAGAGAACUAGAUCCUAUGACCCGAUCGCAAUAUCCUUUAGCAUUGUAUCUUCAGGAUAUGUAUAAUUUCAGUAUGAAAUUACAUCAAGCAACCACUUUCGGAUACCUAGUUAAUGGAUCCUACAACGGAAUCAUCGGCGAUAUCAUAUCAGGUUUUAUCGACAUGAGCAUCACACCCUUCGAGUUUCACGUACCACGAUUGAAAGUCAUAGAUUAUGCCGUGGUGACUUGGUACGCUGAUACCACUUUUGUAUUUCUCCAUCCAAAAAGUUCAACUCUGCGCAACAAUUUCUUGAAACCUUUCACCAAUGAUUUGUGGUGGAUGAUUUUGUUGGUGGCCGCUAUCUAUUGGCUCCUGCUACUGCUCUCAUUGCUCUUGGAACAGCAUCAUCAAGCUGGAACACGAGAUGCUAGCUUGAGUGCGAUUGAAACUGGACUGACUACUUUGGCAGCAUUAUCUCAACAAGGAUUAGGCGAUAGUCCAAAUUUCUACUCCGGACGAAUUACAUUUCUUUCGCUAUUCUUCUGGGCUCUUCUCCUCUACCAAUUCUAUUCAGCGAGUAUUGUAAGUUCUUUGAUGACACCUCCUCCUCGCUGGAUCAAGAGCAUAAAAGAUCUGUCUGAAAGUGAUAUUGAAGUGGGUGCUAGGGAGCAUCCGUAUUUUCAUAAUUACUUUGAGAAAAUGACCGAUCCGGACUGCAUCGAACUGUAUGACCGGAAGAUGAAGUCCCCGACGAAAAAUCGAAAUGGUUUUCUGCCGGUAGAUCGCGGUUUCAAGAAAGUACAGGAGGGGGGAUAUGCAUUCAUCACUGAGAGCGCUGUUACCUACCAGAUUUUACACGACACGUUUUCUGAGGAUGAGAUAUGUGCGCUGCAAGAAGUAAGGGUUGGUAGGCCUCGAUGGCUAGCGCCCAUCUUACCUAAAAAUUCGCCGUUCAAAAAAAUGAUUAUUUAUGGAUUGCGGAAGAUGGUGCAAUCAGGAUUGCUGAAUCGCUUGCAGAAAAUUUGGCGCGCUUCUCGUCCACAAUGUCCCGAGAGUUACAAUACUAAGCCCACACCAAUGAGCAUGAAAGAAUUCAGUCCGGCACUAAUUCUUUUAUGCAUCGGUGUGAUAAUUUCUGUCGUGACAUUGAUGAUGGAGUACUUGUACUUUUAUCUAGAAACCCGAUUGAACUCCAUCAGAAUGAUUGUAGAAGGAUCAACAGAGCAGUAUGAUGACCAGAAUGCAGAAGUCUUCACUUGAUACUUUGGAUUUAUCUGUCGCGCAACUUUCCAGCUCUUGCGAACGAGACUUGAGUUCAUGAGUUUACUUAGAACAUCAGACGUUGAAUACGCUAAUUAUACAAGCACUAUCCAAUCUAAUCGAUGUAGUGAGACUCUCAUGUCGUGAAUAUUGUGAUAAAUACAAUCAGAAAAUU
This is a messenger RNA of Diachasma alloeum, 2145 nucleotides long. RefSeq names its product ionotropic receptor 75a (gene Ir64a.5). The transcript is spliced from 9 exons. NCBI's taxonomy places the organism in Eukaryota, Metazoa, Arthropoda, Insecta, Hymenoptera, Braconidae. Gene Ontology annotation, molecular function: ligand-gated monoatomic ion channel activity. The record is from RefSeq and is a predicted model, not a curated record. The coding region runs from base 54 to 1970 and encodes 638 amino acids. Gene Ontology annotation, cellular component: membrane.